Molecule: messenger RNA, 1116 nt
Organism: Sporothrix brasiliensis 5110
Lineage: Eukaryota; Fungi; Ascomycota; Sordariomycetes; Ophiostomatales; Ophiostomataceae
Exons: 2
Coding region: 1-1116 (371 amino acids)
Molecular function (GO): protein binding
Source: RefSeq, a predicted model, not a curated record
AUGGCACGUCGCCUUGGUCCAACGACCACUCGCUACUACCACCACAGCGGGCCACAGCGCGACGACGACGAAACGGACGACGGCGCCUUUGACUAUGAAUAUUACGAGACCUACGACGAUUACUCCAGAAGUCGUGCCGCGCGCGAGCCGCGCAGUCGCGCUGGCCCAGGCGACCGAGGCAUACGCGAUGGUCACAGUCCACUGCACCAUUCGGCCAACGACGAGGACCACGACGACAACGCUGACGCCGACCGGGACCAUGCACGCCGGCAACGACGGCGACGCAGUGGCGGCGGCCUCGACGACCCGCGCGCGACGCGCAGCCGCGACAUCCACCUGCACUCGCCACGGCUGGCCGCCGCUGCGGCGGGGAGCUACUUUAGCGCGCGAAACGGCCGAGGCCGGCAGGACCAACAAGGACGGGACGACGGGGCCUCGUCUCGGAAGCCUCGGUCAAUACCGGGCGGCGACGUAGACGUGUCCAAGGCGGGCCCGACGUACGAAACGCCACGGGGACGGCCGCCGCUGCCGCCCGGUUGGCUGCCUCUGUUCAGCACCACGCACGGUUGCUGGUACUAUGUCAACAAGGACUCGGGCAAGCCGCAGUGGGAAGCGCCGGGCUUUGAGGUGAAAACGCUGCAAAAGGAGCAGCGCGAGCGGGAACGGGAACGGGGACGGGACAAGCCAACGCAACGGGGCCGAGACGCGGGCCAGCGCGGCCUGGCACCACGGGACGUCUCGCCGAGCGACCGCAGCGGCCGCAGCCACUCGGGACACAGUCGGCGGAGCAGCAACCUCAGCAUCACGGGCAUGCUGCUGGGUGCGGCGGGCGGCAUUGCCGCCGGCGCGCUCGUGGCCAAGGCUCUCAAGAAAGAUGGCUCCGAGCGGAGCAUCAAGCGGCACGGCGGCCAUUCCGAUACGUUGGCCACUGCUGACCGUCGACGCGACCGGGACCGGGACGGCCGACGAAACGACAAGGACGAUUUUGAGGAGGACAACGUGCCGAGCUACCACCAUAGCCAUGGGGGCUCCCACAACCACAGCCACGGCGACGAUCACGGCCAUGGGGGUGGACACGGCCAUGAUCAUGGUGACGACGACGACGACGACGACUAA